GUGGAUGGGAGGCGUGGCCAGCGGAAGCCACGCCCCCGUGUGCCGGCAGUGACGCGGCGUGGGUCGAGUGACCUUCAGAGGCGGCGGCGGCAGCGCAAGGGCCGCGUUCACCCGUUUUAUUUCCUUUUUCCCAGCUCAGCGAACCUCUCUCGCCGCGAUGCCGAGGGGCGGCCGGAGCCGCACGUCCCGCGUGGCGCCCCCCGCCAGUCGGGCACCACCGAUGAGAGCUGCAUCACCAGCGCCCGUCCCGGCGGCGGCACCACCCUCUGCUGUGGCUGCUCCUGCCCCGAAGCAGCCUGGCCUGAUGGCACAGAUGGCGACAACUGCUGCCGGAGUCGCUGUAGGCUCUGCUGUAGGCCAUACCAUAGGUCAUGCGCUUACCGGGGGAUUCGGUGGAGGAAGCAGCUCUGAGCCUGCGAGGCCUGAUAUUACUUAUCAGGAGCCCCAGGCAGCUCAGCCUGCCUACCAGCAGCAGGCACAGUUUGCUCCUUGCCAGUAUGAAAUGAAACAAUUCCUGGAGUGCGCGCAGAACCAGACUGACCUCAAACUGUGCGAGGGCUUCAGUGAAGUACUGAAGCAGUGCAGGUUUGCUAAUGGUUUAGCCUAAGCCUUCAGAACAAGGCUGCUGAAGACCAUCUUACAAGAACUGACCUGUGAAUGAAAAAAAGCUUCAGUAAUAAAGUCUGAUACCUUGUUAGUUCACAUAUUCACGCUAUUGUCCUCGUGGCUUGACGCCUGCUGUAGCCGCUACAGAUGUGAUAAAACUUACAACAGCAAAUUAACUUCGCACAAAAUGAAAGAAUGAACAAUAAAGUGGAAUGAGCUAAUUGGGGUUAACCCGUUUGGUGAUUGUGUUGAAUGUAUGUGAUAUGGUGUCUAAAUAAACUUCUCUCUCUAGAA
Molecule: messenger RNA, 900 nt
Organism: Columba livia (rock pigeon)
Lineage: Eukaryota; Metazoa; Chordata; Aves; Columbiformes; Columbidae
Gene: CHCHD2
Product: coiled-coil-helix-coiled-coil-helix domain containing 2
Exons: 4
Coding region: 158-607 (149 amino acids)
Biological process (GO): mitochondrion organization; positive regulation of transcription by RNA polymerase II
Cellular component (GO): nucleus; mitochondrion
Molecular function (GO): sequence-specific DNA binding
Source: RefSeq, a predicted model, not a curated record